Molecule: messenger RNA, 1014 nt
Organism: Penicillium paradoxum
Lineage: Eukaryota; Fungi; Ascomycota; Eurotiomycetes; Eurotiales; Aspergillaceae
Product: metallophosphatase domain-containing protein
Exons: 1
Coding region: 1-1014 (337 amino acids)
Molecular function (GO): hydrolase activity
Source: RefSeq, a predicted model, not a curated record
AUGGCCAGCGUCAAAACUCGCAUCUGCAUGAUAUCAGACACCCACACAAUCACACCAAACCCACCUCAGAGAACCGACAAUGCCUACCGCUACCCCCUCCCCAAAGCCGACAUCCUCCUCCACGCCGGUGACCUCACAAAAGUGGGGUACCGUAUCGAGCACGAAAAAAUGCUCGCCAUGCUCAAAGACGCCGACGCCGAGCUCAAGCUCGUAAUAGCCGGCAACCACGACAUAAGCCUCGACGAAGAGUACUUCACAAGCUUCGGCUACACCCGCCACCAACGACCAGAGCAACUAGGCAACGAAUCCAUCCUCCUCUCAGACAACCUCCAAAGCGAGCUCUCAACCCCCCAUCCAAACAAAGAAGCAUUGAAAGCCUACGUUCGCUCUAUCAAAGAUCUCUGGACAAACGAGGCCGCACGUAACGCAGGUAUCAUCUACCUCGACGAAGGCAUCCACUCCUUUACCCUCUCCACAGGCGCAACCUUCACUGUCUACGCCUCUCCUUACCAACCAGAAUUCUAUAAUUGGGCCUUUGCAUACCAGCUCGAUGAAGACAGGUAUAAUCCCGCGCCUAGCACACAUCCACAGCCCCAAAACCCGAUCCCGGAUUAUCCAGCUGUCGACAUAUUGUUAACCCACGGCCCGCCGGCUGGAAUUCUUGAUCAGGUUCCGCCAGACCUGAACGCCGGCUGUAAGCACCUUCUCCGAGCUGCGCAGCGCGCAAAGCCGCGCAUCCAUCUCUUCGGUCAUAUCCAUGAAGGCUGGGGUGCGCAGCGCGGAGUAUGGGAUAGUACGGCCGAUGGUGGUGUAAAGCUUGAGACUGUGCCGACGGACCCAGAGGAGAUGCUGGAGAAUCGGGGUGCGUUCUAUGAUGUUAGCGCGUUGUCGGAUCGGCCGUUGCAGGUCGGGCAGGAAACGCUUUUUGUUAAUGGUAGUGUUAAUACGGUAGCGUAUGAGGCGAGGAAUGCGCCUUGGGUUGUGGAUUUGGAGUUACCUGUUGCUGAUAGAUAG